Molecule: messenger RNA, 357 nt
Organism: Phytophthora sojae
Lineage: Eukaryota; Oomycota; Peronosporomycetes; Peronosporales; Peronosporaceae
Exons: 3
Coding region: 1-357 (118 amino acids)
Source: RefSeq, a predicted model, not a curated record
AUGGAGCUGGGCGUGGCGGAGCUGGCGAUGGCCCUGCUGGGCGUCACGCUGCUGGCGCUGCUCGCGCUCUGGAUGUACCGCAUGGUGCAGUACCGCAAGGCCGUGCGCCGCUCGCAGGCGCGCUGGCUGGACUACGAGCCGGCGCCCGUGCUCACGGAGAGCGAGCUGGGGCUCAACUGGCCCAGCCUCAAGCCCAUCCUGCUGUCCCCCAUACCCGAGGAGCGCCUCGAGAGCGGACGGGAGUCGGAGAACGACACGGUGCUGUCGAUGCGCAGGGACUCGCUGCGGCUGAGCGCCAUCUCGGUCAUCGCCUACGGGAGCUUCGAUCAGCCUGUGGCCAAGACCGCCAAGGUGUAG